Molecule: messenger RNA, 2256 nt
Organism: Peromyscus californicus insignis
Lineage: Eukaryota; Metazoa; Chordata; Mammalia; Rodentia; Cricetidae
Gene: Mal
Product: mal, T cell differentiation protein
Exons: 4
Coding region: 97-558 (153 amino acids)
Biological process (GO): myelination
Cellular component (GO): membrane
Molecular function (GO): structural constituent of myelin sheath
Source: RefSeq, a predicted model, not a curated record
CGCGGCCACUGGGCUCUGCAGAGCGAAGCGAGUGGUCAGCGCGGAGCCGGAGGUGCGCGUGUCCCAUCCCAAGGCCGACGACGCCAGCUCGCAGGCAUGGCCCCCGCAGCGGCUUCGGGUGGCAGCACACUGCCCAGUGGCUUCUCGGUCUUCGUCACCUUCCCUGACUUGCUCUUCAUCUUUGAGUUUAUCUUCGGAGGCCUGGUCUGGAUCCUGAUCGCCUCCUCCCUGGUGCCCAUUCCCUUGAUCCAGGGUUGGGUCAUGUUCGUGUCUGUGUUCUGCUUCGUGGCCACCACUUCCCUGAUGGUCAUGUACAUAAUUGGUACUCAUGGCGGUGAGACGUCCUGGAUCACACUGGAUGCAGCCUACCACUGUGUGGCUGCCCUGUUUUACCUCAGUGCCUCAGUUCUAGAAGCCCUGGCCACCAUCACAAUGUACGAUGGCUUCACCUACAAGCAAUACCAUGAAAACAUCUCUGCAGUGGUGUUUGCCUACGUGGCCACUCUGCUCUACGUGGUCCAUGCCGUGUUUUCCUUGAUCAGAUGGAAGUCUUCAUAGGACGGAAGAUCCAGAGUUGGAAACCCAGAUGGCAUUAACUGACCAGCCCUUCUCCCCCAUUAACUUCCUAGAGCACAGAUACGACAGUGGAGGAAAGAAAACCAGCCAAAAAGCAAACAAAACAAAAACAAAAGGAAGCCAUGUUCUGUUUCUCUUGGGUGUCAUGUUUACCUUCUGUCAAGGGUUAAGGGCUUGCUGUGUUUAACCUCCGGCUGAGGGAAGAAGGAGCUGUCUUGCCAGGGGUCUCUGCCCUUGACAGGGACAGUGGAUGGGAACUGGGAACUUUGAUCUGAAGAAAUGACGAUUUUCCCCUUGACCCUAAGAACAUGUCUUAAGAAUUGCCUCUUGGAAUUCCCCACAGGCUCUUUAGAGCAUUCAUCCAUCUCCUGGCAUGUCUUAGUCUUUGUGGAUAGUCUGAAUGUCACAGGGACUGAAAUUCACCCAACAGAGGUCUCCAGAUGUUCAUGGUGGAUGAUGAGCCCCUCUGAAAUACUUUAUUAAAUGCCUUUAUAUCUUGCUUCAAAGGUAUGGGGGUAGAGAGGUUGUUUUUCAUUCUCUGGGAUCAGGGACACCUUCCAGUCAACUUCUUCCUGCAGAAUCCUUUGACUUAACCUGACUCUCAAGGGACAUUUCAGAUGUGCAUGCUGGGCCACUCUUCCCCAGCUUGACUCACUGAGGACCCCACCAUCACAACAAUGUCCACCAGGAUAGCAGCUCCCUUGUAGGGAGAUCCUAGGGUGCUCCACCUUUUUCUUUCAAGACACAGUAGUCUGCUCAAUUAGAAUUUUCUCAAGUCUUGAGAAAACUAGCUAUGGGCAUUUCUUCCCUCUCUUCAUAAGGCUGAUCUAAAAUGCUCUGUCUGGGUGUCUGUGGUCUCUCAAGGUGUGUGGACACAUCUUCUGACCACUCCUUGGGGGAGAAAAGGGACCAGACUGCAGCGUGAAGAGACAGGCAAUGACUACUUGUGGCUGCCAUAUUCCAGGUUAGGGACAUCUGACCUGAAAGGAGAAAAUAUGAUAAGGAAGGAUGUGGAGAAUCUGGAAAGUCAGAUUCCCCCUAGGAGAUCUCACCUUGACCCCACGGCUUAUAGAAAUGAGUGAUAGUGUAGAGUCGAGCCCCAGACACAGUAGGAGAUGAGCGCCACAAUUAAAUUGGAUUUGGGAAUUUUUCUACCUUGGUUCUGAGUAUGGAACCCAGGGCCUGUGCAUGCUGGGCAAACACUCUACUGCUGAAUCUCACCCUCAGCUUCACAUUGGGUCUUAAUGGCACGUCCAGGAGAACAUUUGCUAUCCCAGCAUCACUGGUACCCAAAUUUGCCAGUUUUUCCACUUUACACAGCCAAAAUUUCAUAGUAAAACAUAAGGAAAAGAUUAGGUUGGGAUUUAUUUUUAAAAUUUAAAAUAUAAACUAGGAGAUGAUAUGAAGUUCAUUAUAAUGUUUAACAAAAUUUGAAACAGUGUUGACUGGAAAGUUUUACAUUUUCAACAAAACUGCACUAUAACAUUAUACUAACCAGCAGCCCAACAUGAAUGAGGAUCACUUUUUGACAGGAGGGAGGGAAGGAGAAAGGAAGGAAGGAAGGAAGGAAGGAAGGAAGGAAGGAAGGAAGGAAGGAAGGAAGUCAGGCAACUAAGAUGAAUUUCCCAAGGAUUUCUCAAUGUUUCAGAUUUUUAAUCAUUAAAAGAAACUUUCAUACAA